Messenger RNA from Triplophysa dalaica, 3483 nucleotides. RefSeq names its product TLC domain containing 4a (gene tlcd4a). NCBI's taxonomy places the organism in Eukaryota, Metazoa, Chordata, Actinopteri, Cypriniformes, Nemacheilidae. Gene Ontology annotation, cellular component: endoplasmic reticulum; membrane. Gene Ontology annotation, biological process: lipid homeostasis. The transcript is spliced from 7 exons. Bases 487 to 1275 code for a protein of 262 amino acids. The record is from RefSeq and is a predicted model, not a curated record.
CGUGCGAAGUACUCGAACGAGUUCGCGGAAACGAACUGUUCGAAAGAACCGGUUCGCGGAAAUGAACCAGCCUUCGUCGUUCACAUGUGUGUGAGAGAGGUCCUUUCUUUUUUGUUGAUCUAGUGGGGAGCGUUCUCGGCGUGUGUAUCUCUUUAAGAAUAAUCUGAAAUUGGAUCCUCUCUUUUCCUCACCUUCACCACCAACAUUCCAUACUGCCAACAUCAACACACAUCACCAUCAUCAUCCUGCUCAACAUGAUCUCUCCGAGGCACACGGAGAAGACGCAAAGAACGGCGUUAAUGUAAAGAGCUUCCGUUUCUGCGUUUGACAUGAGAGCGAGCGUGUCACGUCGCCGUGGAGGUAGAAAAAUCAUACAUGUUGCUGAGUGACGAAAAAUCACGGAUUUGGAUCGGUCGACAUGGAGAGCAUGCUCAACUGACCGACAGACGCUGCUGUUGAUGUUGAUACGAGUGGGGUCGGGUGGCCAUGGACCCCUUCAGCCAGCUGAUCCUGCUCAUCUCUGUGGUGAGUUUUUGUACCUUCCAGUGGCUCUUUCACAGCGUGAGCCCGUGGGCAUCAUCCAGAAUCAGCCCUGGCUUCCUCAAACUCACCCACAAACAGAAGAUCGAGUGGAACUCAAGGACCGUGUCCACGCUCCACGCCCUGUUGGUCGGCCUCUUUUGCCUCUGUAUCCUGUUCUUCGAUGAGGCCGUCAAUAAGGACCCCGUAUGGGGAGAUCCGACUCUGGUGAAGAUAAACGUCAGCAUUACCACAGGCUACCUCAUAUCUGAUCUGCUGCUUAUAUUUUACUAUUGGCGAGCAAUAGGAGACAAGUUUUUUGUAAUCCACCACCUGGCAGCAUUGUAUGCUUACUACUAUGUACUGGGUCAAGGGAUGUUGCCUUAUUUUGCAAACUUCCGUCUACUGGCAGAGUUUUCAACACCGUGUGUAAAUCAGCGCUGGUUCUUUGAAGUGUUAGGUUACUCCAAAGCCUCCAAGCCCAACAUGGCUAACGGAGUACUGAUGGCCAUGGUGUUUUUCCUUGUGCGGAUCGCCGUCAUGCCGGUCUACUACAGCCGGAUGUGCUCCGUGUAUGGGACGGAAGCCUUCUACAAGGUCACCUUCGGCGGGCGCUGCGCUUGGAUCUUCUCCAGCAUCUGUCUGGACAUCAUGAACAUCAUGUGGAUGCAUAAAAUUGCACGCGGCUGCUACAAAGUGCUGCGCUCCAGGCGGAGGUCCAAACCCGAGAGCCAGGAGAAUGGAAAAACUGACUGAUUGAUGUAAGGAAGUGCUGUUGAAGCAUAUGCCUCUUGCUCGCUUGGAGGGUUUUCGAUGACCUUCAAGGGGUCACGGACAGGUGGGACUCUGCUUGAUCGUCAUCGAUACAAUCACAAAGAUGGAAAACCACAGAAGAGCAAUAUUUUCAGUGUGGCCAACACUUUUAGGACCUAAAACCAAAAUGCCCGUUUGAGAUCAGGACUCCGUCCAUUUACCUGUGCUUGUUAUGAUACUGUACAACAAACGUGCAGAUUGUGCAAUGUCACCGGCUUAAGCGUCGGAACUCUUUUAAUGUUUGUUUUAUGCCUGACUUUUAAUCUCCAGACUAGUUUUAAUUUCGAACUGUGGGCAGGUAAACCACAUUAUUUAUUCAUCAAAGUACAGUCAUUCUGUUUGAAUCGCUCUACUGUGCGGAGGGGCCAAGCGGUCGGUGAAUCACCUGAUGUUCUUUUUUACUUUGAAGCCUGAAAUGAUUUAUCCGUUUAACUCCACAACACGCGAAACAGACACUUAAUUUAUUUGCAAAUCUCUUGGAAGCAUGAUGUUGUACUUCACAUAUUUCAAGCAGAGGAAAUAAUGGACCUUUGAGAUCUGACUGCUCAUAAUAGGAUUCUGAAAAGAAAAUGGCCAAAUGCAGGUUAAACAGCCAAAAUAAAAAUAUAUUUUUCCACAGGUUUGAUUUCAAAAGUGUGGGAUACGAGCUCCUCUUAAUAACUUUAAGAAUGAAUUCAGUUUACAAGCUAAGGUCGCCGUUCCGGUGAAACAGACUCCAGUAUGUUCGCACUGUACAGUUGCAUGCGGCAAUAUCUCUUUUCGAAUGUUUGCAAUGUACGUAAAUUUUAUCAGGCACAGUGAUUAUUUUAAAUACAUUUGUGUAUAGUCUAUUCAGUCGAUACUGCACUAAAACCAUGAUGUUUUUUAAAGAACUAUGAAUGCUGUAGUUGCAGAAGUCGGAAUGUUAGAGGAGUCGAUGUCAGAGUUUUCCUGCACCAUACAUAAUUUAUUUAACCAGUUUUUACACUGGGAGAGCACGGCAAUGUUUGUAAUACAUAUUUAUUCUUUUUUUAAUGGAAAGAUAUAAAUGUGUCAGUCAAUGUAUCAGAAUAGAUACAUUGGAGACUUCACAAUACAGAAAUACUUUUAUGAAUUCAUUUUCACCAUGUAGGAAAAUACUUGUACACAUGUGCAUUCAGUGGCAGCGCAGACGUGAGAAAAUGUGGAGUUUUAUUGAUUGAAUAUACAUGAAAGCUAAAGAAAGACAUAAGAAUGCUUUGAAUUUCCUUUAACAUCACGGAAAAGGUGUUAAAAGCAGUUUUAUUUUUAUUGAACUUGGUACUUGAAAUUCAUUUUUCAGAGAUGGAUCUAAGGAAUGGUCUUGGACUAGCAUUAAUUAAAGAAGGAAAAGUCUUUGUCGCGAUUUUUGCAGUCAAUCGCUCAAGAUGCCUUUUCAUGUUUUUAGUUUUUUAAACAUCUUUUAUUUGAUUUACUUGUGCGACUUUUGUACCACAUGCUUCAUUUGUAUAUUCAUGUUAAAGGACGUUCAACCUCAAUUUUAAUGUUUUGUUUUAAAUUAGUGCCAAUCUUGCAACCAAAGAUUGAGGAAAGCCGUUAAUCUUUGUCUCCGUUUUUUUAAAACCCAUAGGGAAUACAGGCAGGCCUACAAACAUGCAUUAUAACUUUAGUAGAUGAAAGUGCACUCUAAAACAAGCAAUGGAAAAGAAGGGAAGGUCAUUUAGCCAGUAAGUUUUUCAAGCUUUUUUGGAAGGGCAUUUUAAAGUCAGUACUGAUCUAUCAUUUAACAUUUGUCUUUUUCUUGCCUUUUUGCCUAACCUAUUUUAAGUUUUCCAUUUCCAUUUUUUUUUAAUUCUUUUUAGACCCAAACCUUCAGUGUUACAAUAGAAUUUUGGGCAUCUGGCAGGAAUUCAGACUUCUAUUGCAUUUUAUAAUUAUAUAAACAUUUACAUAUAUGCAUUUGAGUUGAUAUAUGAAAUGUGGAAAGAUAUUUUUUUCCUCACGUUGGUAAAUUCUUGCCAUGUAAGUUUACAGUUUUCAGGGUUGUCACAAGGAUUGUAAUUCUUUAUUGAUGGAAAGUGCAUGUGUCUGAAAGAAUGACAGCACGGUCUAUUUCAUUGCGUUUGUUUAUUCUUCACAAGUCUGUCUUAAAAUUGUAUUUCUCAAUAAAGCAAUAUGUUCAUUAGGAUCUGA